AUGGCGACCGAGGCUGUACCGAUAGCCGUUACGCGGCUCCUCUCGGCCCGCUACCCUACGCUGGAGCUCAACCCUGCCUGGCUCUCCCAGUGCGUUGCCUACCUGCGCUCUCUUCCCGGACCGAGCCGUCCGACGACCGACGACCAGCUGGCCAAGCAGGUGCGCCAGCAGCUCCUCGCGGCUGACCUGGCCACCGCAGCCAGGAGAGGGGCCCUCGCGGGCGACAUGCGCAACGUCAAGGACGGUGCGGUAGGAGCGGGACCCAAGAAGGCCGUCAUGGUCCAGGUCGUAUCGAUCGUGGACAUCGGCAUCUCGGCGGCGACGCAGCUCGAAGUGGCAGAGGCCCGCAAGGCCGCUCGCUCGACGCUGGGAGGCGCUGCGCUGCUCAACCCCGCCACCUCGACGCUGAACGCCACGGCCUCGGCCCGGGACCUCGACGAGGGGCGAGUGGCGAUCGACGAGGACGCGGCGCACAUGGCCGACUUCAACGCCAAGGAGGAAAAGGCGGGGAUACAGGCCACCGUGUUCCCGCGCAAGAUGCUGCAGCUCGAGCUCAGCGACGGCCAUGGACCGCCCGUCACUGCGUUUGAGCUCGAGCGGGUCGCGGGGCUCGAUAUGAACCAGACCCGGCUCGGGUGCAAGAUCCUCUUGAAAGGGGCAAGAGUAAGGCGAGGACAUAUACUGCUGGCGCCGAGAUGCGUCACGAUCGAAGGCGGUGAGGUCGAAGAGUGGGAAGCCGAAGCCGAGAGCCGCCUCAUCAACAAGCUGAGGCAGAAGCUGGGGAAAGCCCCGCUCGAGCCGACAUCGACUGGUGAUGCUGCGGCGGAACGCACCGGCCCAACGGCGCAAGCUCGUGCAUCGACAGCUUCCAGCACAACAACGAAGGCCGCUCGCCGUCCCUUACCUUCCGCGUCACACACCAACGGCCGCACGACGAGCAAGCCCGAGGCCCUGGACGACUUCCACUUUGAUGACGACGAGGACGAGUCGUUCCUGCUGGCUGCGGCCGAGAUGGAAACCGAUCUCGUGGCCCCCGCCUCGACCGCGCCUCCGAGGCGCCCCGAGUCGGCCAGUCGCGGUUCCACCAGCGUAGCGCCGAAGCGCGAGCAGGGCGGCAGGGACAUGGUCGAGACAAUUGUUCUGAGCGACAGCGAGGACGAGAAGCCAGGCGCAAGCGGUACAGCGACGCAAUCUGGUCCGCCAAUCAAGCACAGCCGCGAGGACGCCAUCGUCAUCGAGUCGUCGCCGGAGCCUUGA
Messenger RNA from Pseudozyma flocculosa PF-1, 1257 nucleotides. RefSeq lists its product as uncharacterized. The record is from RefSeq and is a predicted model, not a curated record. Gene Ontology annotation, biological process: resolution of meiotic recombination intermediates; double-strand break repair via homologous recombination. The coding region runs from base 1 to 1257 and encodes 418 amino acids. Gene Ontology annotation, cellular component: RecQ family helicase-topoisomerase III complex; nuclear body. NCBI's taxonomy places the organism in Eukaryota, Fungi, Basidiomycota, Ustilaginomycetes, Ustilaginales, Ustilaginaceae. The transcript has 6 exons.